Messenger RNA from Mauremys mutica (yellowpond turtle), 909 nucleotides. RefSeq names its product putative olfactory receptor 52P1. The record is from RefSeq and is a predicted model, not a curated record. The transcript has a single exon. Bases 1 to 909 code for a protein of 302 amino acids. Gene Ontology annotation, biological process: G protein-coupled receptor signaling pathway. Lineage: Eukaryota; Metazoa; Chordata; Testudines; Geoemydidae. Gene Ontology annotation, cellular component: membrane. Gene Ontology annotation, molecular function: G protein-coupled receptor activity; olfactory receptor activity.
AUGGCAGCUUUCAACGUCACCCCCUCUCAUCCUUCAACAUUCAUCCUAAUGGGCAUCCCUGGACUGGAAGCUGCUCACAUCUGGAUUUCCAUCCCUUUCUCUAUGGUCUACAUUAUUGGCCUGUUGGGAAAUUUCACGAUUCUGUUUGUUGUUGGCAAAGAGCAGACUCUGCACAAGCCGAUGUACCUGCUGCUCUGCAUACUGGCACUCACAGACAUCAGCACGUCGACCUCCAUCAUGCCAAAGGCACUGUGUAUAUUUUUGUUCGAUUUGAAGAACAUUACUGUGGGUGGUUGCCUCACACAGAUGUUCUUCCUUCAUGCAGUUUCUAUUUUGCACUCUGCCAUCCUCGUAACAAUGGCCUUUGAUCGCUACGUUGCCAUAUGUAAGCCUCUGAGAUACGCCACCAUCGUCACCAAUGCACGAAUAGCUAAGCUAGGGCUUGUGGGUUUAAUAAGAGCUGUUCUCUUAAUUCUGCCAAUGCCCCUGCUCCUGAGCAGACUGCCAUUCUGUGCCAAUCACAUUAUCCCUCAUACAUACUGCGAGCACAUAGCUGUGGCAAAGAUGUCGUGUGGGGACAUCACCGUGAACAGGAUAUAUGGCUUGGUUUUGGCUUUUGUAGUCAUUGGGUUGGACCUAACGCUCAUUACCCUCUCCUACGGUCUGAUCAUCAGGGCCGUCCUCAGAAUCGUGUCCAAGGAAGCCCACCAGAAAGCUCUCAACACCUGCACAGCCCACAUCUGUGUAAUGAUGAUGUCUUAUUCUCCCGGCCUCUUCUCCACUCUGUCCUACCGGUUCAGUCAGGGCAUUUCUCCCCAUGUUCACAUCAUCUUGUCAAACCUCUAUUUCCUCAUCCCCCCCCAUGCUCAACCCUAUCAUUUAUGGGGUCAAAACCAAAGAGCUUCGUGA